GGGUGGUGGCAGGGAACCUGGGCAGGCAGAACUGGACAGGUCAAGGCUCGGACCCCAGAGCCUUGGGAGCAGAAGGUACUGGGCUGAGGUGUUCCCCAAUGCCUAAAGGUGAACUGGGAGGCAUCUGAAUGGACUCCCCUCCCUGGGAUCUGAGAAGGGGAGAUGCCAUCCUGCCCAUCAUGGUGAGCCCGGGCACUGGGGCCAUCCCACACGGUCACCUCACCGAGGUCAGCCUGCACCCUGUUGAAUCCAUCAGCGACCUGCACAAUGGAGGGACCCUGCAUCCCUACCUACCUGAUGACCCAGCCUCGCAGCAAUGGGAGGAGCUGAUGGGCAUACUGCCCCCGUCGCUUUGUGUCCAGGCUGGCUGUAACCCAGCCCAUGGGCGAGGGGCCUUCUUGUUACUGCUGGCGCUGCUCAUCCUUACCUGCCUCGCCCUUGCCAUCCUGGCUGUCUACCUGAGUGUGCUGCAGAGCGAGUCCCUGCGAGUCCUGGCCCACACGCUGCGGGUGCAGGAGGAAACGCUGCUGAAGCUACGGCUGGCCAGCCUCAGCCAGUGGCGAAGGCUCAACACCAGUGAAGCUCGAGGCCUCAGCUGAGGGAAGGCCUGACCUCUGACCUCCACACCCUCUGCUCCCACAAACGGCUCUGUCUGGGGACUCGGUGCUCAAUGGGGACAGAAGGAGGGCAAGCCCUCCCUCUCCCCCUCCUUCAGUGUGGCCUAGAUUUAUACACCCCAGACACAACCUCCUCAUUUAUAAGUUUCUUUCUACAAAACAUUUUUAUAUAUCAAUAAAUGGUAC
Messenger RNA from Dromiciops gliroides (monito del monte), 803 nucleotides. It is a transcript of the gene LSMEM2, whose product is annotated as leucine rich single-pass membrane protein 2. Lineage: Eukaryota; Metazoa; Chordata; Mammalia; Microbiotheria; Microbiotheriidae. The transcript has 4 exons. The record is from RefSeq and is a predicted model, not a curated record. Bases 129 to 599 code for a protein of 156 amino acids.